Molecule: messenger RNA, 768 nt
Organism: Oldenlandia corymbosa var. corymbosa
Lineage: Eukaryota; Viridiplantae; Streptophyta; Magnoliopsida; Gentianales; Rubiaceae
Source: the annotation of a GenBank genome assembly
AUGGCUGCUUCUUCAACAAUGUCACUCAGCUUGCUAUCAACUUCUACCUUAACUGAAAGGUUUGAUAUCCCUUCUUCUUCAAAGCCCAUUAUUAGCCUGGGGCCAUCUUGUUUUUCUAAUCACCAUGGCAGUGUCACCUGCUCAAAUGACGCACUUCCUCAUGAAGAACGAAAUUGCCAGAGAAGGGCACUUAUGCUUGGAGUGGGAGCUCUGGCCUUCAAUUUGUCCACCGCCACUUCCGUCUUAGCACAGGGAAUGCCAAAUAAUUUUGAAGCCUUCGUUGACUACGUAGAUGGAUACUCAUACUACUAUCCAUCAGACUGGAGGGGUUUUGAUUUUAUGGGCCAUGAUUCUGCAUUCAAAGACAGAUACCUGCAGAUGCAGAAUGUCAGGUUAAGUUUUAUUCCAACCGAUAAAUCAGACAUCCAUGAUUUGGGCACGUUGGAAGAUGUGGUGUUUCAUCUGGUUAAUCACGUAUACUCUGCACCUACCCAGGUAGCAAACGUAAUGGACAUGCGAGAGAAGAACAUAGAUGGAAGAAAUUACUACACCUUCGAAUAUGCACUGACAAAUAAAAAUUUCUCUCGAGCCGCUUUUGCUACCCUGGCUAUUGGGAAUGCUUAUUCAAGUUUGUCUCGAAGCUUAAACAGAGUAAAUUUAACAGGAAGGUAUUAUACCUUGAUUGUUGGAGCCAACGAAAGACGAUGGAGAAGACUCAGGAACCAGCUCAAAGUGGUGGCAGACUCUUUCAGGUUGUUGGAUAUUUGA